Messenger RNA from Astyanax mexicanus (Mexican tetra), 1735 nucleotides. RefSeq names its product leucine-rich repeats and transmembrane domains 2b (gene lrtm2b). The record is from RefSeq and is a predicted model, not a curated record. Bases 222 to 1439 code for a protein of 405 amino acids. The transcript has 4 exons. NCBI's taxonomy places the organism in Eukaryota, Metazoa, Chordata, Actinopteri, Characiformes, Acestrorhamphidae. Gene Ontology annotation, cellular component: plasma membrane. Gene Ontology annotation, molecular function: protein binding.
CUCUCUCUCAUUAAUAAAUGGGCAGGCGUGGACCGUUCUAAUACUCACUGACGGUUGACGCGACUCUCACACACAUAAAGACAGGCAUGCUAAGAACAGGAGCUUUUCCUUUCCUCAAGUCUGAGAAUGUUCGAGCAUCACUCUACCUGCAUGACUGCCGAGCGAAGAAGCAACCUUUGUGGUAGCUUAAACAAAGCAACUGGACCAAGACUGGAUUAAUUAUGAUGCUGUAUCGGUGGGCUGUGAGGACCAGGAUGAACAUUAAUGUUCCCGCAGCGCUGUUGACCAUUAUGAGCUUCUUCAGACCUCUAGCAAGCUGCCCAUCCAUCUGCAUCUGCAACAGCACCCACUCCGACUGUAGCAGCUCCUUCAACCUGCAGAUCUCCUUCAACUCCAUUCUGAACCAGCUACCUCCUAACCUCACUUCCCUCACCAUCUCUGAAAACAACAUAACCAUGAUAAAACCACAAUCCUUCGCAAACCUCAGCAGCCUGUUAAGACUAGAUCUUUCCAGAAACAACCUACUCAGCCUCCACCGCUCUACUUUUUACCAACUGAGCAGCCUGGAGUUUCUAGACCUCUCCAGCAACUUCCUACUGAACCUUCCAGUGGAUCUCCUCUCUGACCUCAUCAGCCUCAGAGAACUGGUUCUGAGAGACAAUAGGAUAAAUAUGUUGAGCCCAAUACAGUUUCAUAGCCUGACUCAACUCCAGCACCUGGAUCUUUCCUUCAACAGCCUGGACUCCCUGCCCCUAGGUGUCCUGGAUGGGUUGCAGGCCCUAGUGUGGCUCUCUCUGGCUGGGAAUAAGAUAGGCACCCUGCAGAGAUCAGUGCUGGAGCCCCUCACUGUUCUACAGCACCUUCAGCUGGAGGAAAACAACUGGAACUGCAGCUGCAGCAUAAUUCCAUUUAAACACUGGUUGGAAUGGAUGCUCUAUAGAGGCGGUCAUGUGGAUUCCAUACAGUGCUCUCUCCCUGCAAUUCUACGAGGAAGGGACCUCCGCAGAGUGCCAAUGGAGAUGUUCAGACACUGCUCUCAGCUUCCUAUCCCAGAAACCAGGCAUCAUUCUGCCUCCUGUUUCAGGACAGCUGACGGUUUACUGGUCUCCACUGACCCAGCAGCAGACUGCUACCGGCAGCGGCAUAAAACUGUCAGCGUUCGCCGAGCACCCAUCACUGUGGUGGUGGCAGGGGUGGUGUGUGCAGUAGUGUGUGUGAUGAUGGUGGUGGCAGCCACCUAUGGCUGCAUCUACGCCAUGCUGGCAGCCCACCACCAGCAGCAGCUACUGGAGAGGAGUCUGCAGGUCCAGCAGCAGCCGCUGAUGGAUGAAAGGGAGGCGGAGCCAGAAGAAGAGGAGACAGCGCCUGACCUUAAUGAGGAAGAGAAGGCUCCAGAGUGCACAGAGUGGAUAGCGUUUCCACCAGAGGUCUGUGUGUGAGACCAGUGAGACCUCAGGACAUGAAUGAAACCAGUAACCAGUAACUGAUCAACCACUAAAAAAUGAUCAAUUUCUUUGUGUUUGAGGAAGGUAUUCAAAAGGUCCAUACCACAGAUUGCACUAUAGUUUGUGUAUAAAACAUAAGCUGUUAGAAGAAAAUAGUCUGUUUACAACAAUACCAAUAUUCGUAUAUACGUUAUACCUCAUAUUCAGUCAACAAAAAAUAUUAUAUGUGUUAUGUUUGAAUGUUAUGUGUUUCUAUUGUUUUUUUAAUUAGGCACGGGGGGGGGGGGUAA